AUGACGGUCAUCAACAGAUUUCGGGCCCUGAGGCGCCACUCGACAGAGGAAACUGUGCCUGCCGUGACCAACACGACCGAGGAGCCCAAGCAAGACUCUGUCGCCGAUGGUACCGCUCCAGUCACUGCACCGGAGCAGGAGCAGCACGAUCCUUCGCGUCCCAGCGAGGAUCUGCAGCACGGUGUCAAGAAUAUCGAGGCUGUGACUUUGACUUGGACCAAGGCCACGCUGAUCGCAGUAUUCAUCAAUAUCUGGUUCCUGUACUUCGUCAAUGCCUUCCAAUCCGCGGUAUUCUGGACUCUAGUCCCCUACAUUACCAGUGAAUUCACUGCCCAUUCGCUUCUUAAUGUCAUCUACGUCGUUGGAGACUGCAUGUCUGCCGCGACUUAUAUCCCCUUGGCCCGGACCAUGGACACCUUCGGUCGUGCCGAAGGCUUUUUGGCCAUGUGCAUCUUCGCGACUCUGGGUUUGAUCAUGAUGGCUGCAUGCCACAAUCUUCCCACGUUCUGCGCUGCAUACGUCUUCUACAAUAUCGGUUUCAGCGGUAUGACUUACUCAAUCGAUGUCAUUACUGCCGACGCAUCCAAGUUGAAGAAUCGAGGCUUGGCCUUCGCCUUCACCUCCUCCCCAUACAUCAUCACCGCCUUCGCUGGUCCGAAGGUGGCCGAGGACUUCUAUGGAGACAUCAGCUGGCGCUGGGGCUUCGGCUGCUUCGCCAUCAUAUUCCCCAUUGUCGCCGCGCCUCUCUUCUGCAUGCUGAAGUGGAACACCCACAAGGCGAAGAAGCUGGGUCUCCUUGUCCGCGAGCCGAGCAACCGCACCUUCCUGCAAUCUAUCUUCCACUAUAACAAUGAGCUUGACCUGAUCGGCGUCAUCCUCUUCUCUGGCGGCCUAGUCGUCUUCCUCCUUCCGUUCUCGAUUGCGCCCGAGGCUCCGAAUGGCUGGGGCUCCGACUAUAUCAUCGCCAUGAUCGUGGUUGGCUUCGUCAUGCUCUUCGUCUUCAUCCUUCACGAGGCAUACACUGCGCCCCGACCCAUGCUGAACUGGAAGCUGCUUUCGGAUCGCACCGUGAUCGGCGCCUGCUUGUUGGAUGCCACCUACCAGCUCUGCUACUACUGCUGGAACGGCUACUUCACGUCCUUCCUGCGAGUCGUGAACGACAUCACCAUCGCAGAGUCCGGCUACGUCGCCAACACCUUCGAUGUCGUCUCUGGCGUGCUCCUCCUCGGCGUCGGCUUCCUGAUCCGCCGAACCGGUCGCUUCAAGUGGCUUUUGUACAUCGCUGUACCGCUGUACAUCUUCGCCCAAGGCCUGAUGAUCUACUUCCGUCGUCCCAACCAAUCCGUUGGCUACCUGGUGAUGUGCCAAGUCUUCAUUUCCAUCGGUGGAGCCGUCUUCAUUAUUUGCGAGCAGCUCGCUAUCCUCGCCGCCGUGGACCACCAGCACGUCGCGACCGUUCUGGCCCUACUGAACGUCGUCGGAACUGUCGGUGACGCCGCUGGCUCGACUAUUUGCGGUGUUAUCUGGCAGGCUACUUUCAAGAAGGCGCUGCAGAAUUACCUUCCUCAAAGUGCGAUGGAUAACUUCGAUCUUAUCUACGAUGAUGUCGAGACUCAGGUGCUUUAUGCCCCUGGCUCUCCUACCAGACUAGCUAUCCAGAAAGCGUAUGGAUAUGCGCAAACUCGCAUGCUUGCCGCUGGUACCUCGAUCAUGGUACUGGCUGUUCCUUGGACUAUGAUGAUUCGCAACAUUGACCUGAAGGCUGUCCAGCAGGUCAAGGGUACCGUAUUUUAA
Molecule: messenger RNA, 1794 nt
Organism: Penicillium argentinense
Lineage: Eukaryota; Fungi; Ascomycota; Eurotiomycetes; Eurotiales; Aspergillaceae
Exons: 3
Coding region: 1-1794 (597 amino acids)
Biological process (GO): transmembrane transport
Molecular function (GO): transmembrane transporter activity
Source: RefSeq, a predicted model, not a curated record